Molecule: messenger RNA, 8163 nt
Organism: Orycteropus afer afer
Lineage: Eukaryota; Metazoa; Chordata; Mammalia; Tubulidentata; Orycteropodidae
Gene: FBN3
Product: fibrillin 3
Exons: 61
Coding region: 1-8163 (2720 amino acids)
Molecular function (GO): calcium ion binding
Source: RefSeq, a predicted model, not a curated record
AUGGCUUGGGGUUCCCUGGCUCAGUUCCUGUUGGCCUGGAUGGCACUGUCAUGUGUGGCGGGUGGCCAGGGCCGCUGGGACGGGGCUGCGGGGCCUCUAAAUCCAGGACGGGUGCGAAGGCGAGGUGGCCCAGGUGUCUUGCAGGGGCCAAAUGUGUGUGGCUCUCGCUUCCACUCCUACUGCUGUCCUGGCUGGAGGACGCUACCUGCUGGGAACCAGUGUGUCGUCCCUGUCUGCCGCCACCCCUGUGGUGAGGGCUUCUGUUCCCGGCCCAACCUGUGCACCUGUUUGGAUGGAACGCUGGCCCCUAGCUGCGGGGUGAGCCCAAGGACAGGGUGCGGCGUGAGCUGCCUGAAUGGGGGCAGCUGCAGAGGGGAGACCUGCCUGUGCCAGAGGGGCUAUAUGGGCACCGUGUGUGGGCAGCCCAUCUGUGAUCGCGGCUGUCACAACGGGGGCCGAUGUGUGGGGCCCAACCUCUGCGCCUGUGUGUAUGGCUUCAUGGGGCCGCAGUGUGAGAGAGACUACCGGACAGGGCCCUGCUUUGGCCACGUGGGUCCUGAGGGGUGUCAACACCAGCUGACUGGCCUUGUCUGCACCAAGUCGCUCUGCUGUGCCACUGUGGGCCAUGCCUGGGGCCUCCCAUGUGUGCUCUGUCCUCCUCAGCCACACCCCUGCCGCCGUGGCUUCAUCCCCAAUGUCCGAACAGGGGCCUGCCAAGAUGUGGAUGAAUGCCAGGCUGUCCCAGGCCUGUGCCAGGGGGGCAGCUGCAUCAACACAGUGGGCUCUUUCGAGUGCCGCUGCCUGGCAGGACACCGGCUCAGUGAGGGCAGUGCCAAGUGUGAAGACCACCGGGCUGGCACCUGCUUCUCGGCAUUGAUUGGGGGCCACUGUGCCAGGGACCUUGCUGGCCACCAUACUCGCAGGCAGUGUUGCUGUGAUGUGGGCAGGUGCUGGGCAGCCGGCCGGACACCAGAGCUAUGUCCUCUGCGGGGCUCCGAUGAGUUCCAGCGACUGUGCACCCAGGGGCUCCCACUUCUGCCCUCCUACCCCGGCCCCUUCCCCGGCCUCCCAGGCUUUGGGUCCACCGGAAGGGGUCCUGGUCUUGGGGGGCCAGCACGACACAGCCAGCAUGGCACCAACGGGCGUUGGGUCCCCAGCCUGGGCACCAGGGACUCUAACAUUGGCACUGCCACGCUGAACCAGACCAUAGAUAUCUGCCGCCACUUCACCAACCUGUGCCUCAACGGCCGCUGCCGGCCCACCCCAUCCAGCUACCAGUGCGAGUGCAAUGUGGGCUUCACACAGGAUGUUCGGGGAGAGUGCAUCGACCACGAUGAGUGUGCCACCACCAGCAUGUGCCUCAAUGGGGUGUGUCUCAACGAGGAUGGCAGCUUCAAAUGUCUGUGUAAACCUGGCUUCCUGCUGGCGCCUGACGGCCGCUACUGCCUGGACAUCGACGAGUGCCAGACACCUGGAAUCUGCAUGAAUGGCCACUGCACCAACACUGAAGGCUCCUUCCACUGCCGGUGCCUGGGUGGGCUGGCAGUGGGUGCUGACGGGCGCAUCUGUGUGGACACCCACGUGCGCAGCACAUGCUAUGGGGCUGUCGAGAAGAGCUCUUGCGUCCGCCCCUUCCCUGGCGCUGUCACCAAGUCCGAGUGCUGCUGUGCCAGCCCAGACCACGGGUUUGGAGAGCCCUGCCAGCUGUGUCCUGCCAAGACCUCUGCCGAGUUCCAGGCUCUCUGCAGCAGUGGCCUAGGCAUCACCACAGAUGGCAGAGACAUCAAUGAGUGUGCCUUGGACCCCGACAUCUGCACCAACGGCAUGUGCGAGAAUCUUCGGGGCAGCUACCGCUGUGUCUGCAACCUGGGUUAUGAGGCGGGCGCAGCGGGCAAGGACUGCGUGGAUGUGGAUGAGUGCGCCCUCAACAGCCUCCUGUGUGACCACGGAUGGUGCCGAAACAGCCCUGGCAGCUACAGCUGCUCCUGUCCCCAAGGCUUCAGCUUCCAGCAGGACACGGAGACCUGCGAAGAUGUCGACGAGUGCCUUUCCGCCCCGUGUGUGAGUGGCAUGUGCCGGAACCUGGCUGGCUCCUAUUCCUGUGAGUGUGCCCCUGGCAGCCGCCUGGGGCCCUCUGGUACCGUGUGUCUAGACAGCACCAAGGGCACCUGCUGGCUGCAGGUUCAGGACAGCCGCUGCGAGGCGAACCUCCAUGGAGCCACCCUGCGGGCUGAGUGCUGCGCCACCCUGGGAGCCGCCUGGGGCAGCCCCUGCGAGCGCUGCGAGAUUGACCCUGCCUGUGCCCAGGGCUUUGCGCGCACAGAGGGCCUCACCUGCACAGAUGUGAACGAGUGUGAAGUCUUCCCCGGGGUCUGUCCCAACGGGCGCUGCCUCAACUCGGCUGGCUCCUUCCGUUGUGAUUGCCCACAGGGCCUGACACUAGAUGCCACGGGCCGGCUGUGUGUAGACAUGCGCCUGGAACCAUGUUUCUUGCGCUGGGACGAGGACGAGUGUGGGGCCCCCUUGCCCGGCAAGUACCGUAUGGACGUCUGCUGCUGCUCCAUCGGGAUGGCGUGGGGUGCCGAGUGCGAGGCAUGCCCGGGGUCUGGCUCCCUGGAGUUCACCAAUCUGUGCCCACGGGGGCUGGGCUUCACCAGCCAGGAUUUCCUGUCUGGCCGGCCUUUCUACAAAGACGUGAACGAGUGUAAAGCGUUCCCUAGCCUGUGCACACAAGGCUCUUGCCGUAACACCGUGGGCAGCUUCCAAUGCACCUGCGCCGGGGGUUUUGCCUUGGACGCGCGUGAGCAAAACUGCACAGACAUCGACGAGUGCCAUAUCUCCCCGGACCUCUGCGGCCAGGGCACCUGCGUCAACACCCCUGGCAGCUUCGAGUGCAGGUGUUUCCCGGGGUUCGAGAGCAACUUCAUGCUGAUGAAGAACUGCAUGGACGUGGACGAGUGUGCACGAGAUUCACUGCUCUGCCGGGGCGGCAGCUGCACCAACACGGAUGGGAGCUACCGGUGCCACUGUCCCCCUGGACACGAGCUGGCGGCUGAGGGCACUGUCUGUGAGGAUGUUGAUGAGUGCGCCCUGCAGCCCGGCCUGUGCCCCCACGGCCGGUGCAUCAACCUCAUUGGAGCCUUCCAGUGUGCCUGCCACACUGGCUUCCAGAGCUCGCCCGACCGCCAGGGCUGCGUGGACAUCAACGAAUGCGACACGGGAAACGGUGGGUGUGACGGGAGCUGCAUCAACACCAAGGGCAGCUACCAGUGCAGCUGUGGCCAGGGCUACUCACUGAUGCCCGAUGGGAGGGCAUGUGCAGACGUGGAUGAGUGUGAAGAGGACCCAGACAUCUGUCACGGGGGCCAGUGCUCCAACGUGCCAGGCAGUCACCGCUGCCUGUGCUAUGACGGCUUUGUGGCCACGCUGGACCUGAGCACAUGUGCUGAUGUGAACGAGUGUGACCUGAACCCCCACGUCUGCCUCCAGGGGGACUGUGAGAACACGAAGGGCUCCUUCAUCUGCCACUGCCAGCCAGGCUACAUCAUCAGGAAGGGAGCCAUGGGCUGUUCUGACGUGGACGAGUGUGAGCUGGGGAGACAUAGCUGUGACAGUCACGCCUCCUGUCUCAACGUCCCUGGGAGCUUCAGCUGCAGGUGCCAGCCAGGCUGGGUGGGGGAUGGCUUCACAUGCCAUGAUCUGGAUGAAUGUGCCUUCCAGGGGCAUCGGUGCAGCCCGCAUGCUGCCUGCCUCAACACCCCUGGCUCCUACCGCUGCACCUGCCACGAGGGCUUCGCCGGGGACGGCUUCUCCUGUGAUGACAGGGAUGAGUGCGCAGACAACAUGAACCUCUGUGAGAACGGGCAGUGCCUCAAUGCCCCUGGUGGGUACCGCUGUGAGUGUGAGAUGGGCUUCCACCCCACCAAGGACCACCAGGCCUGCCAGGACAUGGAUGAGUGUGCUUUCGGGAACCUCUGUGUGUUCGGGAGCUGCGAGAACCUGCCCGGAAUGUUCCGCUGCAUCUGUGAUGACGGCUAUGAGCUGGACCGAGGUGGUGGCAACUGCACAGAUGUCAACGAGUGUGCAGACCCCGUGAACUGCAUCAACGGCCUGUGUGUCAACACUCCUGGCAGCUACCUCUGCAACUGCCCCCCAGACUUCGAGCUGAACCCCAGCGGGGUGGGCUGUGUGGACACCCGGGUUGGGAACUGCUUCCUGGACACGCACGACCGAGGGGAUGGGGGCCUUUCCUGCGGUGCUGAGAUAGGGGUUGGCGUCGCCCGAGCCUCCUGCUGUUGCUCCUUGGGCCGAGCCUGGGGCAACCCCUGCGAGCUGUGUCCAAUGGCCAACGCCACUGAGUACAGAACCCUGUGCCCUGGUGGUGAGGGCUUCCGGCCCAACCCCAUCACCGUCAUUCUGGAAGAUAUUGACGAGUGCCAGGAGCUUCCAGGCCUCUGCCAGGGAGGCAACUGUGUGAACACCUUCGGCAGCUUCCAGUGCGAGUGCCCACCCGGAUAUCACCUGAAUGAGGACACCCGCCUCUGUCAGGACAUCGAUGAAUGCUCAGCACACUCGGGCAUCUGUGGCCCUGGCACCUGCUACAACACCCUGGGGAACUACACCUGUGUCUGCCCUGCCGAGUACCUGCAAGUCAAUGGCGGCAACAACUGCAUGGACAUGAGAAAGAGCAUCUGCUUCCGGCACUAUAAUGGCACAUGUCAGAAUGAGCUGUCCUUCAACGUGACCCGCAAGAUGUGCUGCUGCUCCUACAACAUCGGCCGGGCCUGGAACAGACCCUGUGAGGCCUGCCCCACCCCUGCCAGCCUGGAUUAUCAGAUCCUGUGUGGGAACCAGGUCCCCGGCUUCAUCACUGACAUCCACACAGGGAAGCCCCUUGACAUCGACGAGUGUGGGGAGAUCCCGGCCAUCUGUGAUGGUGGUGUCUGCAUCAACCAGAUCGGGAGUUUCCGCUGCGAGUGCCCCAUGGGCUUUGAUUUCAACAGCUUCCUGUUGGUCUGCGAAGACACAGAUGAGUGUGCGAGCGGGGAGAGCCCCUGCCAGCAGAACGCCGACUGCGUCAACAUCCCAGGCAGCUUCCGCUGCCAGUGCACUCGUGGAUACAGGCUCUCACCUGGUGGGGCCUGUGUGGGACGGAACGAGUGUCAGGAGAUCCUGAAUGUCUGUAGCCAUGGCAGCUGCGUGGAAACAGAGGGCAGCUAUGCAUGCCUGUGUCACCGUGGCUUCCGGGCCUCAGUGGACCAGACCAUGUGCAUGGACAUUGACGAGUGUGAGCAGCAGCCAUGUGCAAAUGGGACCUGCAAGAACAGCGUCGGCUCCUACAACUGCCUCUGCUUUCCUGGCUUCGCGGCAACGCACCAUGGGGAUUGCUUGGAUGUGGAUGAGUGCACCACCCUGGCAGGGCAGAUAUGCCGAUUUGGCCAGUGUCUCAACACAGCCGGCUCCUUCCACUGCCUCUGCCAGGAUGGCUUUGAACUUACAUCCGAUGGGAAAAACUGCAUGGACAUCAACGAGUGUCACAGCCUGGUGGGAACCUGCCUGCCAGGAACUUGCCAGAACCUAGAGGGUUCCUUCCGCUGCAUCUGUCCCCCCGGCUUCCAAGUGCAAAGUGACCACUGUAUUGACAUCAACGAGUGCUCAGAGGAGCCCACCCUCUGCCUCUUUGGCACCUGCACUAACAGUCCUGGGAGCUUCCAAUGCCUCUGCCCGGCUGGCUUUGUCCUGUCUGACAACAGGCACCGUUGCUUUGACACACGGUGGAGUUUCUGCUUCACCCAUUUCCAGAGUGGAAAGUGCUUGACACCCAAAGCUUUCAACACUACCAAGGCCCGGUGCUGCUGCAGCAAACAGCCUGGCGAGGGCUGGGGGGAUCCCUGCGAACUGUGUCCCCAGGAGGGCAGUGCCACCUUUCAGGAGCUGUGCCCCUUUGGCCAUGGGGCAGUGCCCGGUCCCGAUGACUCUCGAGAAGACGUGAACGAAUGUGCCGAGAACCCCCGCAUCUGCACAAACGGCCUCUGUGUCAACACCGAUGGCUCCUUCCGCUGUGAGUGCCCCUUGGGCUACAGCCUGGAUUUCACAGGCGUCACCUGUGUGGACACAGAUGAGUGCUCUGUCGGGCAUCCCUGUGGGGAAGGCACGUGCACCAAUGUUAUUGGAGGCUUCGAAUGCACCUGCGCUGACGGCUUUGAGCCUGGCCCCAUGAUGACCUGUGAGGACAUUGAUGAGUGCUCCUGGAACCCCCUGCUCUGUGCCUUCCGCUGCCACAACACAGAGGGCUCCUACAUGUGCACCUGCCCAGCUGGCUACGCCCUGCGGGAGGACAGAUCCAUGUGCCGAGACGUGGAUGAGUGUGCUGAUGGCCAGCAGGACUGCUACGCCCGUGGCAUGAUGUGCAAGAACCUCAUUGGGACCUUCGCAUGUGUCUGCCCGCCGGGCAUGCGGCCCCAGCCCAGCUCCGGCGAGGGCUGCUCAGAUGAGGAUGAAUGCUUCACCCAGCCCGGCCUCUGUGCCCCUGGCCGCUGUGUCAACACCGUGGGAAGCUACCGCUGUGACUGUGACAACGGCUUCCAGCCCAGCCCCUCCCUCACUGAGUGCCGGGACACCCGGCGUGGUUCCUGCUUCUCUGAGGUGCUGCAGGGCGUGUGCCCAGCGCCAUCAAGCAACGGUGAGGCAGUCGGCAGGGCAGAAUGCUGCUGUGCUGGGGGCCGUGGCUGGGGCCCCCACUGUGAGCUCUGUCCCCUGCCCGGCACCUCCACCUACAGGAAGCUGUGUCCCCAUGGCUCAGGCUACACCGCUGAGGGCCGAGAUGUGGACGAGUGUCGUGUGCUGGCCCACCUCUGCCCCCACGGCGAGUGCAUCAACAGCCUUGGCUCCUUCCACUGCCACUGCCAGGCGGGGUAUGCAGCGGACACUGCCACCACAGCCUGCCUGGAUGUGGAUGAAUGCAGCCAGACCCCCAAGCCAUGUAGCUUCCUCUGUAAAAACACAGAGGGCAGCUUCCUGUGCGCCUGUCCCCGCGGCUACCUGCUGGAGGAGGACGGCAGGACCUGCAGAGACCUGGAUGAGUGCUCCUCCAAGCGGCACAACUGCCAGUUCCUCUGCGUCAACACCGUCGGUGCCUUCACCUGCCGCUGUCCCCCCGGCUUCACCCAGCGCCACCAGGCCUGCUUCGACAAUGAUGAGUGCAUCGCCCAACCUGGCCCCUGUGGCACCCUUGGGCACUGCCACAAUACCCCAGGGAGCUUCCGCUGUGAGUGCUAUCGAGGCUUCACCCUGGACAGCUCUGGCCAAGGCUGUGAAGAUGUAAAUGAGUGUAACGGCCCCCACCGGUGCCAACAUGGCUGCCAGAACAAACUAGGAGGCUAUCGUUGUGGCUGUCCCCAAGGCUUCACCCAGCAUUCCCAGUGGGACCAGUGUGUGGACGAGAACGAAUGUGUGCAGUCGCCCGUGGCCUGUGGGACUGCCACCUGCCACAACACGCUGGGCAGCUUCCACUGUGUCUGCCCCUCGGGCUUCAGCUUUGACCAGGCCCUCCGCAGCUGCCAGGACGUGGAUGAGUGUGCGGGGAGGGGCGGCCCCUGCAGCUACGGUUGUGCCAACACCCCCGGUGGCUUCCUCUGCGGCUGCCCCCAAGGCUACUUCCGGGCUGGGCAGGGGCACUGUGUCUCUGGCCUGGGUUUCAACGCCGGACCCCAGGACGCUCCUGACAAGGAACUGCUGCUGUCACCCCAAGCCUGUUACGAGUGCAAAGUCAACAGCCUCUCCCCACGGGACCGGCCACGACGCAGCACCCACGGGGACCACCAGGUGAGCCUGGCCAGCCUGGACUCAGAGGCCCCCCUGACCUUGGGCCUGAACCUCUCGUGCCUGGGCCAUGGUGAGCACAUUCUGGAGCUGCGGCCAGCACUGGAACGUCCAGAAGGCCACGUCCGCUAUGUCAUUGCCCGUGGCAACAAGCAGGGCUUCUUCCAUAUGCAUUACCUCGGAGGCCUCAGCGCCCUGCGUCUGGGCCAUCGGAGGCCGGCGCCUGGGACCUACUGGCUCGAGGUGGUGAGCGUGGCCAGGCCCUGGAGCACGAGGCCGGAGGGGAGGCCAGAGCCAGAGGCCCGGGCCUUGCGGCUGAAGGUGCAGCUGCAGCUGCUCUAG